AAAAUCUUAAGGCUAAGAUAGCUACUUGGUUAAGUAUUGCUGAACCUGAAAAUUUGGAUAUUGUAAUUCAAAGCAUAUAUAAAAUUAAAGCAGAAGAAUAUUAUAAUAAAAAAGAUAAAAAGAACAAAACUCAAAGUAGUAAUAUUGUACAGUUAUUUUAA
Messenger RNA from Racocetra persica, 161 nucleotides. Lineage: Eukaryota; Fungi; Glomeromycota; Glomeromycetes; Diversisporales; Gigasporaceae. The record is from the annotation of a GenBank genome assembly.